Myotis lucifugus (little brown bat) is the source of this 10195-nucleotide messenger RNA. It is a transcript of the gene BDP1, whose product is annotated as B double prime 1, subunit of RNA polymerase III transcription initiation factor IIIB. The record is from RefSeq and is a predicted model, not a curated record. Gene Ontology annotation, cellular component: transcription factor TFIIIB complex. The transcript is spliced from 39 exons. Gene Ontology annotation, molecular function: TFIIIC-class transcription factor complex binding. Gene Ontology annotation, biological process: RNA polymerase III preinitiation complex assembly. Lineage: Eukaryota; Metazoa; Chordata; Mammalia; Chiroptera; Vespertilionidae. The coding region runs from base 199 to 7725 and encodes 2508 amino acids.
GAACGUAGCAGGGUCAUGAGGAAGAGGCGGCGGCGGGAGGCAGCCGGAGGCGGCGGCGGCGCGAAUCUCCGGUAGCUGCCCGCUGGGCCGGUUCGUGGCUUCGUGGGAAGGCGUAGCUCCUUUCCCCUCUCGCGCCGCGGCCGGGGCUCGGGGCUGAGAGCGGCCGUGGGCCGCCUCCCCGGGCCCCCUGGCUCCGCCAUGUUCCGCCGGGCACGCCUGAGCGUGAAGCCGAAUGUCAGGCCUGGUGUGGGCGCUAGGUGCUCCGCCGCCGGCCCUGCCCAGCGUGGACGGGAGGCUCCCAGGCCGCCGGAGCCCGCAGCGGCCGCCGACCCCAAGCCGGCGGAGAUCACGGAUGUGCCCCCGGUGGAUUGCGGGGCCGCAAAGCCGCCAGAAGAGGCUCCCAGGAGCAGUAAUGAAAAGACUGAUGGUAAGAAUGAUGUUGAAGAAUCCAGUAAAUCUUCCUCUGCUGUUUCACAGAGAAGAAAGCGAAUAUCAAGUACUCCUACUCUGGUUAAGCCUAGUGUCAGUGUUCCUUCAGAGCCUCAUCCCUUAUCUACAGUUAAUCAAGAAGAUCCACAGCCACACCCAAUACCAACAAAAGAGAAACAGCCAUGCUCCGACAGAUACCGAAUAUAUAAAGCCCAGAAACUGAGAGAAAUGUUAAAAGAAGAAUUAAGAAAAGAGAAGAAACAGUGGAAAAACAAAUAUGCCAUAAAUGAAAGUCAGAGACCACCAGAUCGUUCAAAAAUGACUAUGAGAGAUUUCAUAUAUUACUUGCCAGAUAGCAAUCCAAUGACUUCCUCACUGGAGCAAGAAAAGAAAACUGAAAAGUCAUUGACACCAGUUCAGACAAGAGAGCAAGAAGAUAAGAGUACACCUGAUGUUGAAGAUAAUGAAGAACUGGAAGAAGAGAUGGAUGAUGGUCCAUUGCUGGUUCCCCGAGUAAAAGUGGCAGAAGAUGGUUCUAUAAUUUUGGAUGAAGAAAGUUUAACUGUAGAAGUUUUAAGGACCAAAGGCCCCUGUGUUGUUGAGGAAAAUGACCCCAUAUUUGAGCGUGGUUCUACAACUACGUAUUCCAGCUUUAGGAAAAACUAUUAUUCUAAACCAUGGUCAAAUAAAGAAACAGAUAUGUUUUUUUUAGCCAUCAGCAUGGUAGGAACUGACUUUUCUAUGAUUGGACAACUUUUUCCUCACAGAGGAAGGAUAGAAAUUAAGAAUAAAUUUAAACGUGAAGAGAAAACAAAUGGAUGGAGAAUAGACAAAGCAUUCCAGGAAAAGCGCCCUUUUGACUUCGAUUUUUUUGCUCAUUUGCUUCAGAAAGUUCUUGCUGAAGAAGAGAAAAGAAAACAAAAAUCCCUUAAAAAUCAGAGUUUAAGGGAGAAGAAAUCCUCUAAACCACGGAAAAAUGUAAAAGUGAAAAAAGUUGCCAGUGAAGGAGUGACUGAUAAUCCAGAUGAGUCUGUGAGUGCUACAAUUUCAGACACAGAAGAGUCUCAAAAGGAUGCUCAGACAGUUCAAGAAGAACUGCAGUCUCUGACUUUAUCAGGACAGGAUUCAGAACAGAUUGCAUUAGAAGCAGACCUAAAUCUAGAGAAAAGAAGGAAAAAUCAAGAUGAAGUUGGUAAACAAGAAGUAAAAAAUCUUUCAGGAAAUGCCACUGUUCAGCCAGGACCUUCUAAAGGAGAAAAACAGAAAGAUAAAUGUCCAUUUUUAAGGCCUGAGAGAAAUGAAGAUGAAGGUAAUAAGGAACAGAAGCUUUCCUGUGUACAGACCUUCAAUGAAGUUGAGGAUUUAUCCUCCAGGGAUGAAGUUGUGAAUAAAACUGACCCACUUCUUUCAUUAAGUAGUCAACAGGAUGCUACAUCAGUAACAACUGGGGCUUCAGAAUCAAUCACUUCAGAUUUGCAUUCAUCAGAAGUUGGAAUUAGAGUCUUAUGUGAGGUGAAUAAUGCUGAGAGUAGUUGUACAGAAGAAAGAAAUGUUGAACUAAAAAAUACAUCACUGGAAACUGAUCAAGCAGAAAAUGUUCAACCUAUGGUAAGAGGACGAUUCCAGAGACCUAAACCCAAUUUAUCAAGGGCUGUUGGGAAGAAACCAAUUCUUUCACAAGGUAAAACAGAUGCCAAGAGCAAGAAUUUACAUCCAGAAGCUUCAGUUGAAAAGACUCACGUGGAAAAGGAUAAAAUGAAUUCAUUUGACAUUUCUGGAAUGGAGAAUACAGCGAGAGAGAACUCAGAAGCUGAUACUGUAUCUAAUUUGAGUGAAAAAAUGAAUCUGCAGGAAGAUAAUCAACCAAAGGCUUUCAGACCUGCACGACUGAGGGCCCGAUUACAAAGGCCAAAGCCAAAUGUAGUUAAAGCUGCUGAAAGAAAAGAAAUCCUUGCAUCACAGGAAGAAAUUGGGGCCAAUGUAGAAAAGAAUGAAAAUGAAUCCUGUGUUGAUAUAAAUACUCCUCAACAAACAGAAGAUCAGUCAUGUGACAUCACCUCACAAUCUGAAAAAAAAGAUACUUCUUUUCAAAAUGUGCAACCAGAUGAGCCCAAGUCUCUUAAUGAAUGUCCAAGUAUUCAAGAGGAUAAUGAAGCAAAUAUACUCAAACAAGUUCCAGCUCUAAAGAAUCGAUUUCAGAAACCAAAGCCAAAUAUAGGAAGAAGAACUGGAAGAAGAGACAUUUCCUCAAAGGAAGAGGUGCCAGAGGAGAUUGUUGUUUCGGGGAAAAAGACAGCAGCAAGACUAGAAACCUCGCCAAAGGAGAAGGUACCAGUGGAGGCUAGCACUACAAAGGAAACUGAGUCAAAGUUAAAAGAAACUGGGAGAAGAGACAUCUCUCUCAGGGAGAAGAAACCAGAAAUGACUGACUUCACUGUGGAAACGGAGACAGAUUUGAAAGAAACUGGAAGAGAGAUUUCUCCAAGGGAGAAGAUUCUAGAGGUGACUGGUGCCAUUGAGGAAAGAGAGGCGGAUUUAGAAGAAACAGAGAAGAGAGAAAUAUCCACACAGGAAAAGGGCCCAGAGGUCUACACUGUAGGGGAAGAGGAGGCAGGUUUGAAAGAACCUGGAAGGGAGAUUUCUCCAAGGGAAGAGAUACCAGAGGUAACUAUGACUAAUGUCACUGAGGAAAGAGAGACGGACUUGGAAGAAACCAGGAGAAGAGAAAUAUCCACACAGGAAAAGGCCCCAGAGGUCUACACUGUAGGGGAAGUGGGGACAGAUUUGAAUGAAACUGGAAUGGUGAUUUCUCCAAGGGAGGAGAUACCAGAGGUAACUAUGACUAAUGCCAAUGAGGAAAGAGAGUUGGAUUUGGAAGAAACAGAGAAAAGAGAAAUAUCCACACAGGAAAAGGCCCCAGAGGUCAACACUGUAGGGGAAGCAGAGGCAGGUUUGAAAGAACCUGGAAGGAAGAUUUCUCCAAGGAAAGAGAUACCGGAGGUGACUAUGACUAACACCGCUGCGGAAAGAGAGACAGAUUUGAAAGAAACCAGAAGAAGAGAAAUACCUACACAGGAAAAGGCCCAAGAGGACAGAAUUAUAGGAGAAGUGGAGGCAGAUUUGAAAGAAAUUGGAAAAGAAACUUUCUCAAAGGAAAAGGUAUUAGUGGGGAUCAGUGCCAUAGGGAAAAGGGAGAUUAACUUGAAAGAAACUGGAAAAAGAGACAUUUCUCUGAUGGAAAGGAUGGCUGUCUUUAAGGUAACAGAGGCAGAUUUGAAAGAAACUGGAAGACAAAUUUCCUUGAGGAAAAUUGGAUCAGAAGAGAUCAGUGCUACAGAAGAAAUGGUGGCAGGUUUGGAUAAAACUGAAAAAAUAGGUAUUUCUCUAAGGGAAAACGAGCCAGAAGUGACUGGGACCUCACUACAAACUGAGACAGAUUUAAUGCAGAGCAGAAGUGCUGAUUGCAGUGCUGUGCCUUCACUAAAUAUCAAAAACAUUAGCAGUGAAGUCCUAUCUGUGGUGCAUACACCUGUAGAGGAAAAGGGAAAUUCUGAAAAGGAAGUGUCCAGCCAGUUGAGUCAUUGGAAGACUUCUUUGAAGACUUCUGAACUUGCUAAAACAGAAGACCAGGGGACACCAUGUGCAGAUGUUCCAGAGCAAUUUUCAGAUAUUAAUUCAAGCAAAUCUCUUCCUCAAGAACAGAAGCCAUUUAAACCAGCACCUUUUAUGAGAAGUCGAUUCAAAAGACCAAAACCAAACUUAUCAAGAGCAGCUUUAAAAAGAGAGACUAUGGAAGCAGAAAAACAUGUACCUGGGAAGAAAUUGGAAGUGGAUAAAAUUGAGACUAUUAUGAUACAACAGGAUGGUGAACAAAUGAACAUUCUCCCUUCUCAAUAUGAUCUGUCUUCCCUGAUGACAUCAAGAGAAAAAGACAAAUCAGAUCACAGGCAAGAGGAGGCUGGGAUGUUACCAUGUGAACUGACAGAAAAGAACCUUUCACCUUCAAGUUUUUGUGAAUCUGAAGAGGUCUCUCAGUCUACACAAGCCCAGGAAAAGGAAUUACUUAUUUCUAUGGGGACUCAUAAUAAUAUAAACACUUUUCAACAAGAAAAAAAGGAAAGUAUUAUCCAUUCUACUCGACCAGUUAGGGGCCGCCUUCAGAGACCUAGACCAAACAUAAAAAAGGCUUUACAGAGGCAAAUGGUAGAAAAAGGUGAAGCCAAAGGCAUAGUUGAAGAAGAAAGGACAAAAUUACAAAAAGAUGAAACUAAAAAGAAAUUCCUGAGUGUGCCAAAUUAUCAAAUUGGAACUGAAAUUGAAGUUAUAUCCUCCAAAGUUUCUGAAGGAAGAAUGUAUGAAAAUCAGAGUCAUGCGGCUCUUCUAGAAAACCUUCAUGUUAACAAAGUUGAUGUUUUAGAUAAAAAGAUGAGCCCAGCACAAUUGAUAAGAAGGCAGUUCCAAAGCCCUGAGCCAAAUUUGGGAAGAGCACAUGAUAAGAAAGAGGAAAGAGUUAUAGAAAAAGACAGAGCAGAUCUGGAUGAGGCCUGGAAGCCAGAAGAUAAUUUGCUGCAGCAAGGAGAUUCUGACACCCAGCUCCUUCAGAAAGAAAAAGCUGAGCUUCUGACAUCUCUGGAGGUUUCAGCAAGAAAAGAUUGUGUAGGUUCCGAAGAGGCUGGUUUGGCCAAGAAAGAUCUUCAGUCAGAAGUUGAACCAUCAGGAAGUGUUGGACAGAAAACUGUAGGGGAUAAUUCUGUGUCUUCAGUUGUUGAAGAGCAGCAUCUCAGUAAAUUAGCAAGCCAUUCACAACUGUUAAAAGAAUCAAAUUACUCUAAAAUUGCUCUCAAUCAAAGAACAGCUAUCUCUUCUGCCUCUGGAUAUGAGAUGGAUCAUACUGAAAGGAGAAUGCAUCGAAAGAUCAAACCAACUGUGAGCAAAGGGCGUGGAUCAAAACGAAUUCGGAGUAAGACUUCUAAGAAGGAACCUAGAGCUCCCAAGGCCAUGCUGGUGACUCUUCGGGCUUCCCAGGAAGAGGAUGAAGAUGAUGUUGAAGAUUUUGAAUCUGCCUAUGAAGAAGAAAGCUAUCAUCUUGCUCCAGAAGAAAUAAACAAAGCUCCAGUGUUUGUACCUGUUGGUCUCAGAUCUCCUGAACCUGUUUCUACUCAUAUUGAGGAAACGAUGGAAGAGCUUGAAAUAACCGUGAAUGUCCCAGAUAUUGGAUUCAUAACUGUUGAUGAACAUCAGCUCUCAAACACAGAUGUGACCACUCAGGAAAUGAAACAAGAAGAAAACUUGAAUGUAUUAUCAGUUGAAAUGACCACAGGUGAACAUACCCAAGAUGAAACAGAAACCAACGAUGGAAGCACUGAAGCUGCCAUUACUUUACUUACAAUGGGAGAUCUAGUGUUGCAGUCAGAGAUCAGUACAGAGCAGAGUGAUGGAAUAUGUGUACUUCCUGGUGUUCAUUCAAAGGAUAAAAGCCAUAUUCCUUUUAACCCAGAUAAUGUCAGUGACAAAAUUGUUUAUGAAUGUCAGGAGCUUUCUUCACCUGUCAAUAGUGUACCUCUUUCAUCAUUAGAAGAAAACAAGAUUGAAUUGGAGGAACAAAGUACUAAAGAAGAAAUUGGUUUAAUGGAGAAAGUAAAGGAAAACGCUAGAUCAACCAGGAAUACAACUUCAGAGGUGACCAGUAAUCUCAGAAUGAGAAGGAGAUUUGCCAAGCCUAAGCCAAAUCUUAGGAAGAUUUUAGGGACCAACAGAUUUGGUGCUCAUCAGGAAGUUCCCAGUUUGCUUGUAACCAAAGGAGAAGUGGAAAUUCAAAGAGAAACGGAGAAAAAUACUCCUAAAGCAACGGGAUUAGAAGAUAAAAACCUUGAAUCAGAAACAAUAGCAGAGAAUAAGGAGCAGAGCAGGUUGGCACAUGACCAUGGUAUUGAAGAGACCAGUAUUUUGCAGGAAGCAAGCCUAAAGGAAAGAAAGGAAGAUCAAGCGCAGGGAUCUCAAGAAGUUCAGAUAUUGUCAUUUACUCCAGUUGUUUCCUCUGAGACAAGCUCCCACACACUUGGUUUGGGUAGGGGUCUUAGUGAGAGUUCUGUUGGAGAGCCCCUGGGAAAGGACUCAAGUGGAGACAAUGUGCUUACACCUUAUGUGCCAGAGUGUAUACCAACUAGUACUCCAGAAGUCCAACAAGAGAAUGUAAGCAAUCCUCAGGAUUUAGCAGUCAAUCUAGUUGGUAACGUACAUCAUGAUGCUGAGGAAGAGCAAGCAUUCAUUUUAACUCUGGUGGAAAUUCCAACCGAUUCAGUAGAAGAAUUUACUGAAAACUCUACACAGUUAAUGCCAAACCCUUUACUGCCAGCGCCCAUAUUGGUCAAAUCAGUGACUUCAGAAGAAAAGAGCAACAUGAGUAUGAAUUUUCCAAUAACUUCAGUUGGUCAGGAUGCCAUGUGUUUAUCUAAUUCUGGAAGUGAUGCUUCUGAAAAGCCUCCUGCUAAUUUGGAUCUUAUGUCUAGGAAGAGAUUUCAUUGUAGGUCUGAUGAAAGUGACCAUGUUCCUCCUGCCAAAAAACAUUCACUCACUUUAAGAGAUGAUUGUCAAGAAUAUACCUCUGAGGUAUGUUCAAAGGAAUUAAUAAAUGUUUUUGAGGAAACAGGGAAGUCUUACAAGGGACAAAAUAUCUUCCCUACUUCAAAAAGCACACAUACAACACCAGAACCUCAGAAAGAGCAACUUGAAGCAACUUUUCAGAGUAUGGGAUCUAGACCUCUUGAUAAAAUAAUAGAUACACAUAUAGAAAAGAAUACACCUCAUUUACCUCAGGAUAAGGUGAUUGUGUCUGAUAAGGAAGAAGGAACUUGUGCAGCUUCUAAGUCUGAACAAGUGGAUAGCAUCACAUCAUCUUCAAAAACCCCACUAUCCAGACCUGGCAGAAGACCCCUGGGAUUUUUGUCUUUAAUAUGUUCAAAGAAUAGUUUGGAGUCUGAUGAACCUACUCAUGUUCAUAGAAAGAAACGCCUAAAACCCCUUAUACCUAUAUCAAGACAGAAUUUGAAAAGAUCCAAUCCACUUAGUGAAAGCCAGAAAAAAGUUCAAGAGUCCUCUAAUAUACAUCCAUCUCCAAGUGUUGUUAAUACUCAAUCUGAGAAUAUUGGCAGUUCAGCAACUCAGGUUUCUUGUGAUCGUUCCUUACCAAAAGAAGAAUGUAAAAGUGUCCAAAACCAGGCACUUGAAGAAGAGCCAACCACGGUCUCUGAAUAUUUCUUUAGUGAUAUUUUUAUUGAAGUGGAUAAAACAGAAUGAAAGUUGUUUUUAAGUCUAGGAUUUCCAGACUUAAAAAAGCAUCAUGUUUGUUUUUCUUUAUGCUGAUUUUGAGUAUUUAAUGAGCUUGAUUUGAAGUUUUCAUAAUCAGUGGGAAACAUUGUUAAGGUUCCUUCUAUUCUGACUGAUUCAGCAUUUUGGAAUUACCAAGCAAUUAAGACUGCUUUUUCAGACAGAAAUAGUACCUCUUGUUUACAUUUUGACUCUUCCUGUACUGAAAACACAUGGACAUUUUGGAAUGUUGUUCGCCGAUAAACGUCUGUAUAAAUCCCAGUGCUGAUGUAUUUGGAGGUGGGUUAUAUUUAACACUUAGCAAACUACUUUUGUGAAGGUCCUUUCUGUUUGGAUUUUUCUUUGGGUCAUUAGGCCUUUUCAGUUGCCUCUAAGUAUAUGACAGUCAAUUGUUAAAAACUUUUCUAUUAUCAGCUAUUUGACUGAAAAAUAUGUAUUUUUCUAAUUCAUGUUAACAUUAGUCCUAAUUGAAGAACUAGUAUUUAAACUUAUUAUUUAUAAAGAUGAAACAUCAAAAAGCUUAUUUAUUUUUAAAAAUUUUAUUUAAAAGGAUAUUCAGUUUUAAUUAUUUUCACCCUUCAGAAUAUGGGUAAAGAAGGCAUUAACAAUUUGUCUCCUUUCCCUCAUUAAUUUUAAAGAUAUUUAAAGUGAUAUAACAAAGUAUUUGGAUAGUGUAUAUGUUUUGAAUACAUUUUUUCUCAUAGUUUUAGUAUAUUGACUUUGUACUGUGAAUGUUUUGUUUGUCUUAUUUCUUGGAUAAUCUCAGGAUUUGUAUGGAAAAGAAAAUACCUUACCUUCAUUUAUGAGGCAAAUUUCCAUACAAAAGUCAAUCUCCUUUACACACACACACUCACACACACACAUUCCUUUUUAAAGAAAAAUAAUUUAAUAGUUUCCCCCCCAUUAAAUUCUGCUUAAGGAAUAUUUAGGCCUUUAAGUACAGAACAUAAUUGUGAUAUUAAAAACAGAAAAUAAGACUAUUAAGUCAGUGAUUAUCAAUAUGAACUUGAGUUGUUUUCAAUUUUGUGAUUUACAUAUGUAAUUCUAUUAUUCACCCAAGUAAAUCUUCAGUGUAGUUCAAUUAAGCUUCUCAAAAAGCAGAUUUACCCUGAGUUGAUAAAAAAUUAGUCAGGAGUCAGAAACAUGUUUUCACAAAAUAGUUUUGAGUUUGUUUGGGCCAGAUGGCCUCUGUGGCAACUACUCAACUCUGCCAUUUCAGUUGAAAAUAGCCACAGACAAUACGUAAAUGAUGGACAUGGCUGGAUUGCGAUUUUAGUUUGACUCUCUGUGUGAGACAGUAAUUUUCUUACCUUAAGGUGCUGAUGUCUUUAGCUAUGAGAUAUUUUUGUCAUUGAAGUUAUAAGUUGUGCCUAACUAAAGUAUUGAUUGCGUUAUGGGAUGAUCAGUAUUUCAUGGGAAGAUAUUUUAAUGUCUAGAUAAUUGUGUUUGUAUAUUGAAAAAAAUGGAGGACAGUUUUCAAGUUCAUUAGUAAAAUAGGAUAUGGCUCAGGAGGAAGUAUAACAGUAAUCCUAAUUUAUUAAAACAAUUGAUAUUAGAGCAUUUCUUCAUUUUAUUAUAGUGAAAUUUAUAGUUUAACUUUUUUCAUAAAGGAGGAUCUGUAAAUAUGAGUGGAAAUUCUCUGUAGGUAUGCAUUUAUUUAUUUCAUGUGAUCACAAGAAUCAUGGUAAUAAAUCACAUUGCUAUUUUAAUGCCUUGUUUUUAUAAAUUUUUAAAAAUCUCAUUCUGAAAAGGUUUCUAUCAUUUGAUUAAUAUUAAUUUGGGUGUUAGGUUGCCACAAUCAAACUAUUACUUUAUCUCUUGUAUAACAUUUAUGUUUUAACUUUGUUAAUGUCUGUCUCUUGUUCAUCUGCAGUGAAUUAAUUUUAUGAAAGAUUUAACUUCUUACUGUAUAAAGAUUAAUUUUAUCUUUUGGGCAUUUAUUGUAAUAGAGAAUCAAGUCACCCAGCUAAAUUACCCUACUAUUAUAUCCUUAAAACUAAUCUUGGAGAAAGAGAACCUUAAUCAGUGUAUUUAUUUACCUUUUAAGGUGGAAAGGUGUGUUCAUACCUGUAUUUAAUCUAAUUCAUGUAAAGAUGAUGUCAGGAAGAAUUUGUAUUUUAUGAAUCUUAAAGGAGAUAUGAUUAUAAAGGUCUUUAUUUUUUCUUGAUUUUUUCCUCCUGAACACUUACAUCUUAGCAAAUGGUGAACAUGAUGGAUUAAAAGACUAAUUUGUUGGUAAAUGAUUGAGGCACAAAUAAAAAUAUAUCUACUGUUUACCACUAUAUUAGUUGAAAUAGAAGUGACCAUGUAUACAUACUAUCUUGCUUGAAGAGGUCUUUGACAAAAAAGCAAUAUCUGUCAUUUGUAAAUUUUCUUGUUUUAAAGAAAGCAAUUAUGUUCUACAGAUAUAAAUUAUGUAAAUAAAAGUUAUUUUAUAUUA